Molecule: messenger RNA, 414 nt
Organism: Knipowitschia caucasica
Lineage: Eukaryota; Metazoa; Chordata; Actinopteri; Gobiiformes; Gobiidae
Source: the annotation of a GenBank genome assembly
AUGGCCAUGGAGCAGGGAAGAGUGACGGAAUUCGAAGGAAAGAGCCUCGACCAGAUACAAAUUGAGCCUGAAGGGAGAGCAGUAGAGAUCCUCUCACAAACGGACGGGCUAAAAGAAACUUCAAGCGGAGAACCUUCAACCAUUCAUCCAGAUGCACCCCAUGGUAGUGGCAGUGCCCCUUCUGAACGUCGCGUUGUGGAGCCUCAUCCUCUGUCGUCGGAGAGAUUUUCCUCACACAAACCUCUUGACGUCUCCCCCCCUUUUCUCUCCCCCCUUCUAAAAAACAAGACCACACCACUUAAGAGUCUGCUGUGGUUGCGCGUUUCCCCCAUCACAUCCAAAGAUCUUAUAAUGAAGUCUAGGGUUGACACACCUGACCGUGGAAAGCACGUUGAAACCUUUCAUCUGAUUUGA